UCUCUCUCUCUCUCUCUCUCUCUCCUCUCUCUCUCCGUGUCUCUCUCUCCUCUCUCUCAGUGUCUCAGUAUCUCUCCAGUGAUAAGCUGGGACCUUUUGCACGUUUCAAGCGUGCCUAACCUCCUUCUAACUCCAACAGCAGGGGAGCACCAGCUGUUGAUCCCUCGCCACCAUGGCGUCCAAGUCGCAAAGUGGGUUGGCCGUCCCGGAGACGGUUCCAUGGAUGCACCUGACCAGCGGGUUCCUGGCUCCCCUCGGAAUCGACACAGACAGAUCUCGCCCGGCAACACACGUAAGCUAGGAAUGACCAGGAAGAAGGAGAGAAGGGAUCUACAAGAUGAUGAGGACCCAGAAGAGAAGGAGAGAAAACAUAAAGAGCUUGAACUGAAGCCGUUGUAUCGGGAGCUGCUGUACACCAUCGUCCACAAACUGGGGAAGCCUGCCUCCAGCGAGAUCUUCUCAGACGGACAGCUCCACAGCUACAUCAGAGAAGCCUUCCCGAUGAGCCAAUCAGAGCACGACAGCUUGAUGGAGAAAGUCCGGAGUUGUGAGCCCCCUGUGUACUGUCUGAUGGCCACGGUGAAGGAGGCCAAGGGGAUUCUGGGAAAAGACAUCAGUGGGUUCAGCGACCCCUACUGCCUGCUGACCAUCCUGGAGGAUGAGAAGGAGAGUCGCGCUCGGAGCUCCAGGGCCAAACCCCGCAAGUCGGUGGUGAAGGACGCCGCGGCGGACGAGAGCAUCUACAGAACGGAAAUCAAGUGGCAGACCCUCAACCCUGUCUGGAAUGAGAUCUUCAUACUUGAGUUUGAGGACACCGAAGGAGCGAGUUUCCACUUAGAGAUGUGGGACAGAGAUGAGCAGCUGUCUCUGGCCCAGAAACUAGAGGACCUCAAGACCAACUUCAACAGUCUGAGAAGGAUGAUCAAAGACGCCAAAAAGGAAAAGGGGGCAGACGACUUUCUGGGAAAGAUUGUCUUAAAGCUUCAGGACCUCCGAUGCACAGAGGACAGCUGGUACGAGCUGGAGCCCCGGACUGAGACGUACCCCGACCGCGGGCGCUGCCACCUCAACCUCAAGUUCAUCCACAAAGAGAGAGAUGCGACCCUGAGCGCUGGACGGGGCGCCUACACCAACUACUGCGGCAUCCUGCAGAAGUUCGUCCAGGCGUUCAUCACCAAGCAGCAGGAGGGGGUCCCGUGGAAGGGAGAGAUGAGCGGCGAGGGUCAGAUGCUGCUGGAGCUGUACGCCACGCAGAACAACCUGCCGCUCUUCCAGCAGGACAUAGGGAAGUGGGUGGCGUACAGUAAACUGUACCAGAGCUUAGAGGUGGACUCCUCUGUGCUGUUCCAGCAGAUCACCAGCAUAGAGUAUCACUGGCACCAGAAAGAGCCGCCGCACCAGCAGAAACAAGAGCUCCGGGAUUCUCUGCACGGGUUCCUCCGUCACGGCCUGGACCUGGUGUCCAAGUACCGGGACAUCUUCCCCCCCACUCCGAAAGCCACCCCCCGACUGCACACCCUGCUCAGGAUUCUGGUGCAGAUCUGUAAGAUGAAGGCCUUCCAGAAGCUGAACCCAGCUGACUUUGAGCUGCAGGCGGAGGUCAGAGCUGCGGUGCAGGAAGGGACUGAGGACUGGUUCAAAACGAAGAAGGGUUUACACCAACCGAUGACCAAGGAACUGGCCGAGAUUGUGGGCGCCCUUGCACACCUGACCAACGAAGUGCAAGAGGACGUGAAGAACUGCAAAACUGUCUAUAACCGGGUGUUUGUCAGCACUGUGCAGGUGGAUAUGUUCACCGUUGUCUAUCAGCGGAUUGACUCCCUGCUCGCUGAGGAGCUGCGGGUGUCCUUCCUCCUGAUGGAGGGCCUGAUGGAGCCGGCGUUGGCCAGCAGCCUGUUCCCCGUCUACCUCAGCCUGCAGUCCAUCCACAAGGACAAGGCCUUCCUGCAGAAGAGGGACUACAUAGAGCUGACCGACUUCCACGAGCGGUUCCGUGACGCCCUGCCCUACUGGCUGAACAAGGCCUUCAGCACCACCCUGGACCGGGUGGAGCGGGCGGUGCAGGUUGACCAGCUCAAGCCCCUGCAGACGGGUUCGGUGCUCAAGCACAGCUCCUCGGCCGUGGACCUGGUGACGUGUGUGCAGCCCAUCUGCCGGCUGUGGGAGCAGCUGUCCUGGCCCGACCCCGAGGAGGGCUUCAUGCUCAUGGUCAAGCUCACCGAGGACGUGUGUAGGAUCGUGGUCACCUACUGCCAGCUCCUGAAGGGGCGUGUCCGGGUGCUGUCGGAGGACUCGGACCACGGAGUGGCCGUCAACAUGCUGUGCGUGGUGGUCAACGACCUGGAGCACCUCCGCUCCGUGCUGACCCGCCUCCCCACCCAGCUCAACUGGGGGCUCCGGGAACGCACCAAUCACGUGAUCGCAGAGAGCCAGUUCAGCAACACCCUGGACUCCCAGCUGCGGCAGGCCCAGGGGGUGCUGGAGAAGGAGAUCCGCUCGGCCCUGGACACCCUCAGCAGACAGCUGAACACAGACAUUGAGACCCACGUGAAGAGCAUGACCACCAGGCGCCGGAUCCCCUCCAAGUCCACAGAGGACGCGGUGGGUCCCCUCAUGGUGUUCCUGGAGAGAGAGCUCACCUACCUGAACGAGAACCUGGUCCAGGAGAACUUCAACAGCAUGCUGACCCCUCUGUGGACCAACUCAGUGAAGAGCCUCCACCAGGUGGCCUCCGAGCACUCCCAGCUGGAGGGCCUGAUGGUCUUCGCCCAGCGGCUGCUGUACACCCUUGAGUGUCUGGAGCAGUGCUUCCAUGCCGAGGGGAACGGGCUGCCCCUGCUGGCGCUGCAGUCUGAAGAGUACAAGGCCCUGAAGGCCCACCUCACCUCCAACUCCCUCAGCAGCCAGCAGCUCAUCGAGAGGUUUCUAGAGAGGAAGGUCACCCAGCAGAACGUGUACGGCGCGGAGCGCUACGGGGCCGUCACGCUGCUCAUCUCCUACCGGCGCUCGGACCACCGGCUGUGUGUGGAGGUCCUGAACGCCGUCAACCUCCUCCCCAUGGACUCCAACGGCUUCAGCGACCCCUUUGUGGAGCUGAGCCUUGAGCCAGUCCACGUCUUCCCCGAGGUCGAGACCCGCCGCACGCAGAUCCGGUACUGCGACCUCAACCCCCUCUUCGACGAGGCCUUCGAAUUCCUGGUGUCCCUGGAGCAGUGCCGGGCCCCUGGGGCCUGCCUGGUGGUGACGGUGCUGGACUACGACAAAAUGACCCGGGACGACUUCGAGGGCGAGGCCUUCCUGGCCCUGAAGGCCGUCCCGGGGGUGGCGGGGGGGGGGGAGGAGGCCGGGGAGCCACCGCAGGAGGAGUUCUCCUUCAGUGUCAACACCCCACCUGCGCAUCGCCUGCCUCUGAUGCACCCCAAGCCCAACGACGACAGCAUCCUGAAGCUACUGGAGUCCCGGAAGGGAGAGCGGGACGCCCAGGCCUUCGUGAAGACGCGUCGACGGCGGGAGAAGCAGUCCCAGGAGGGGCUCCAGCAGUCCUAACCCAACACUGAGACACAGGCAGCGAGACAACAGCUUCUUCCAAAAAUAUACAUUUAUUGAUGGAUAACAAAAAACGUGGGUAGAGAAUGAAACACUGAUGCUGGACACGUUGUCGGGGUUGCGGACGGUCUCGAUCCGGUUUUGACCAGCGGCCGUCUGCAUGACCUCAUGUGUACCCCCCCCCCCCCCCCCCCCCAAUAUUAUUCCAUGACCUCGUCUCAUCAGUACAACAGAAGAGUCGUGACAUCUGCUAACUAUGUAAAUGUUUGUAUAUUUCGUUUUUAAUGGACUUUUUCUGAUAUAUGGUAAUAUUUGAGAGAUUACUACAAAUGUAAAAAAAAAAAAAAACUAAAAACAAACAAAACAACAUGGCCGACAAAAUGGCGCGCCAUCGAUUAGAAAGUCUAACGGUCCGGUCAUGUGACCAGGCUCUCCAGACCAAAGAUAUGAAAAAAUAUAGAUGUAAUUUCAAAAGAC
Gadus macrocephalus (Pacific cod) is the source of this 4023-nucleotide messenger RNA. RefSeq names its product unc-13 homolog D (C. elegans) (gene unc13d). The record is from RefSeq and is a predicted model, not a curated record. Lineage: Eukaryota; Metazoa; Chordata; Actinopteri; Gadiformes; Gadidae.